Funneliformis mosseae is the source of this 947-nucleotide messenger RNA. The record is from the annotation of a GenBank genome assembly. Lineage: Eukaryota; Fungi; Glomeromycota; Glomeromycetes; Glomerales; Glomeraceae.
GAUUGCUUCGCGAAUUGUUUACAUUUGGACUUUUCAUGCUUCCGAUUGAAUUUUCAUCAUUCAUGUGUUAUGGUUUAUCUUAUUCAAUAGCUGUUGCGAAUUUUUGUUUCAAAGAAACAUUAGCUAUAUUUUUAUUAUGGCGACUUCGACAAAUAGAGCACCGUAAUUCUGACAAAUGGAUCAGUUUAGUUUUAUUAUUUAUAAGGACAAUAGCACAAUUAACCCAAAUGGCAUUAUCGAGACCAGAAGUUAUUGUUGAUAAUGGACCCUCAGCCUGUAAUCCAAAUCCUAACUCGGCUAAAGUUUCUGUUUGGGCUGUGAAUGCUUGUGAUUUUUUUAUUGAAAUAUAUGUGACAGUUCGUCUUAUCCAAAUUCUUAAAAGAGCAAACCGUAAUGCGGCACAAAUUAGCUCAAGCAUGGAUAGAAAGACAAAACGUACCUUAUUUACUGCCGUCAUGUAUUGGAAUUUCUUACGAUUAGCAAUUGCUUUUGUAAUAAGUGUAUUUGCUUCAGCUUAUACUGAAUUUAUUUCCAAUUUAAGUACUACCCAUAUAGCUAUCGACGGAGCAAUUUCUGGUAUCUUUAUUAUAAUAAUGUCUUAUGUUAUAACUGUUGAUGCUGAAAUUGUGCGAGUAAUUGAGGGGAAAUCCAAAAAGAGAAGUAAUAAAAGCAGUUCAGAGAAAAGUGUACCAGGAAUGCCAUAUGUGCCAAAGACUUAUCAAACGAAAUCAUCUCAUAUUCUUCCUAAAUAUACAUCCUCGGAGCAAGAAGGAAAUAAUGAUGAUAUUAUUGUAUCAAUGAAAAGGUUAUCGUUUUUUGAGUGGGCAAAUUUAGUUUUAGGUUUUCGUCGCGAUAACGAAAAAAACUUUAAUGAGGAAGAUGUAGUAGAAAUAAUUGACGGACCUUCAGAUUUCGAGAGUGUAAAUAAAAAAAAUGAUAAGAGGUGA